UAAACGUCGGCCUUGACUGGAGGGGGGGCGUCUCUAAGGAGCAGGGAAAGCUCAGGUGGCGCUUGGCUCCAGCCAGGGGCGUCACUAGGGGGGUGCGGACCGCACCGGGUGACACCAUCAGAGGGGGGUGACUUUCAGCUUUAAUUUUUUUUAAAAAUUAAGUUUCUAGGUGGUCCGGUUCUCAAGAUAUACAUAAAAACGUCAGCCGCCCCCUAGUUGCAUCACGCGGGGGGGGGGUGCAGCGUGCACCAGGUGCCACCAUCAGAGGGGGAUGAGUCUCAGCUUUAAUUAAAAAAAAAAUCAAGAUUUUAGAUGGUCCGGUUCUUGAGAUAUACAUAAAAACGUCAGCCGCCCCCUUUAAAUCUUUUUUUAAACUACUGUAUAGCACUUUAUAGCUUUAACCCCGCCGGUUCAGGAUUGCAGCCAAUCAGUGAAGUGUUUGUUUGACCUGUGGCAGUGUCUAGUAGACCUCAUUGUAAGGCCAGAAAAUGGUGGUUUCCCCCCUCCCCCCUCCGUUUAUCUGAAAAUCUCAUAAAUUGGGAGACAAGAGACGAGGGCUUGAAUAGGCAAAAAAGGAGGAUUCAGCAAUCCCUGGUAGGAUGCAUGGAGAAUGUGAGGACGCUUUUUCAAGCAAUGCAUCCCCCUGUUCCUAAUCAGCAAAAUGACACCGUGUGGGUAAGGCGAGAUCUUUCUUUGGAUCAGAUCCAGCUGGCAAAAUAGUCUGCAAGAACCCAGUGAAGAAAGCUCCACGCUCCCAAGUUUGCCACAAGCUGCCUCAAGAGGAUGCCAACGCUAGCCACAAACGUUUGGAACUAUAUCCCUGAAGAAAUCCUUGCCAACAUAUUUUACUACUUGUCCCUCAAGGACAGGCACGCGGUGUUCCAUGUGUGCAGGCACUGGGCCGCAGCAAUUUCUACCAGUUCCGUCUGGAGUUUUACAGAGGUCAGUUGCGACACGGAGGAUGAAGAUGAGGAAGGCACUUUGCAGAGUUUGCACCAGUUUCUGUGUCACAUCAAGCAUCUGAGAAUUGUAUUUGAUCAGUCCAAGGAGGCGGUUCGCAGGAACGUCACCCAAAUUUUGGACAUGCUGGCUGAGCAGAACCACAAGUUGCGGGCCCUGUGCAUUGCGUGCAAAGGGGAAAACCCGUACUUCUAUUCUGGCCAAGAUAUCCUGCAGAGCAUCCGGAGAAUCUGUCAGAGCGAGACCAAGGUCGAUCUUCAGUGUAUUGAUUUCCGGCAAAUGCCUUUCACUCUGGACGACGGGAUCGUUCAACUGAUUGCGUCCAGCAGUCCGAAUCUGCGCACCUUAUUUAUCAACAACCGCACCCUGGUUUGCAAUGUCAAGCCAGAGACCAUCAGUGAGGUUCUGAGGGCUUGCCCUAAAUUAUCUACCUUGGGGGUCUAUUAUGCUAGCCUGUCUGAGGACGUUUUUCAGGAACUAGUAAAGCCAAACAGAGGACCUUUCAAAUGCCUGGACAUUUUCUGUGAGCGCCUGGACAAGUACAUCCCUGUUAUCCCUGAAGAGCUUUGGACUGUGGUGAGUGACAGGUACCCACAGCUCCAGGUAGACCUGGAGUUUGACCACACCGUCCCUGCGUGGAAGAUACCUCGGAUUCUAAAGCCAAAUAUCCCCAUGACCACUUUGCAACUUAACACUUUUACGUACAUGGUGAACCAGAUUAGAUUUGUCACCAGCAACUACAGCAGGUCUCUGGAGAGGCUGGUCCUCCACACCACGGCAUCAGAUGACCUCAACACCUCUCUAAUAGAUCUGGCAAAAAUGUGUGUGAGUUUGAAAGAGGUCCACUGUUACUGUGUGGUCAGCCAUGCAGUGGUAGAAGCCUUUCUUUUACAUUGCACAGGUUUGAAAAAAUACACUCUCAAGACCACCAAAGAGCGUAGCCCUUGGCAGCCUACAAUAAUCCAGUGAUCUGCCAUUUUACCCAAGGGCACAUUCACACCUGUCCAUUCAAAUAGUAGGAGUUUACUCCAGUGGUAGCUUCCAUGGUAUUUGCUGCCGUACUGUCUGGACCCCUAAAACUGCAAUCCUAAUCCUGUUUAUUUAGGAGUAAGCCCCACUGAGUUCAAUAGAGCUUCCUCCUGAGUAGACAAGGUUAGGAUUGUGCUAUAACUCUGUUUACUCCCGCUUUACUGCUGAACUUAUCAUUGGAGUAAGCAACUGCUAUUUCGGAACACAGAUGCAAAUACAUGCUAAAGUUGGGGGUGAAAUCAAGCGGGUCAAUGCACAACCCAAAUAGAAUUAAGCACGCUCACAGCACAAUCUUAACCUUGCCUACCGAGACCUAAGUGCGACUGAAUUCGAUAGGGCUUCCUCUAGGAAAGUGGGGUUAGAACUGCAGUCUUAUGCCACAUCCACACCUUACAUUUAAAGCACGAUUAUACCACUUUAACAGUCAUGGCUUCCUCCAAAGAAUCCUGGAAAAUGAGAGUGCUGAUAGUUGUUAGGAGACCCCUAUUCCCUUCUCAGAGCUAAAUUCCCAGAGUGCCUUGGGAGGAAGGACUGAUUAUUAAACCACUCUGGGAAUUGUAGCUCUUUAAGGGGAAGAGGGGUCUCUGCACCCUUCACAAAUUACAGUUCCACGGAUGCUUUCAGGGGAGCCAUGACUAUUAAAGUAGUGUCAUAAUACUUUAAAUGCAAGGUGUGGAUGGGACCUUACUCUCAUUAUUUAACUGUGUGAAUAAGUUACUGUCUUUGUCCUGGAAACGGGUCAUCAACAAAAAUAGAGCUAGAUAUAUUUUUUCAGUCUCUUGUAAAAUCAUAGCACUUAAUAAAUUGGUGACAUUUUCAUGAUAAUUCACAAUAAAAAGUUGUAUAU
This is a messenger RNA of Rhineura floridana, 2836 nucleotides long. Its product is annotated as F-box/LRR-repeat protein 8-like. Gene Ontology annotation, molecular function: protein binding. Bases 784 to 1929 code for a protein of 381 amino acids. The record is from RefSeq and is a predicted model, not a curated record. NCBI's taxonomy places the organism in Eukaryota, Metazoa, Chordata, Lepidosauria, Squamata, Rhineuridae. The transcript has 5 exons.